UUUUGUUUGUUUUUCACUAUAGUUUAAUUUCUUUGAAUUUUAAAACAAAAACAUACUUCCAUGUUAAAAAGUCCUCCAUCCAAUGCACCAACGAAACACCUGUACACAAGCAACAAGUUCACAAUCCGAAGAAGGGAGAUAAACCUACUCCCAAAGGGAUGGGCAAAUCUAAUAUACAGUAUGAACAAAAAGUUAAAAAAUAAAAAUUAAGGCAGGAGUUAAGUGUUUAAUGCCCUGCAAAAUGAAGGCAAAAAAAAAAAAGGAAAAGAAAAAUUGACACUCUAGGAGGCAGAAAUGUCAGCAGCAGCUCCCAAAUAACCAGGGAGGGAGGGCCCUAAAAGCCAUUUCAAUGGGGAGGAACUGACCAGGGCAGAGUCUCCAUUGUUCCUGGAAUGGGGAGUGCCAAGAUCAUUGUUCUUCGGUCAGCCUUGGUGAUAUUCUAGAGUCUCAACUAAGAAAGGAUGAAGUUGUAUCAGGUUAGGCUGCUUGUGGGACAUUCCGUUUACACCUGUAGGCGUGCAGGUAAGCCACAUUCCCCCAUUAGUUUCCCUAGCAACACAAACAUCUUGUCCGUGUUACAAAAGGAGGAAGAGCCUGGAAACAGAAAAGGGGGGGGGGGAGAGAUUUCUCUUUAUCAAUGGGACAGCUAGACUGACCACCACUCUUGAAAUUCACCUCGCACUGGGGAAUUCUAAACAGUCCUUGGGAGCUAAACGAAGUUUCUCUCCAAAAACAUUCCACUACAGGGAGAGUUUCACAUAACCACCAUCAAAGGUGGCAACAUUUAGGGGCAGGGAGGGUUUAAGUCAUGCUCUUCCAAGAAUUGCUAGCAUCAACUUGUGUGCCCAAAACAAGACCAAAAGAAGGACCCAACGCAAAGGCAAAAGGUAAAAUAGCUGUGCUUCUCCCAUCACCACACCCCCACAAUCUGUAUUCCCAAAGAGUUCCUCUAGCUCUGAUCUGAAAAAAACAAGAAUGAAAUCUCUAGCGUAAAUUCCAACGUUUGUAGAUCUUCCCAGAGGCCUGCCCACAGGGAGAGAACGCUUAGCUUCCGAAACAUGUAAGAUUUGGAGGGUCUGGUUAUUUCAAGCUUCCAUCUUUUUUUGCUCUCUACAAAUAUAUUGCAUCCUUCAAUGUUGUGAUAGGUCCAGAAUGGUAUUCUCCUGGGCAAUUAGAAAAUAAUAAUAAUAAGUACUAGUAAAAAUGUAAAGGAAAAAUAUAUAUAUUAAUAGGGAAACUAGUUCUUUUGAGCUUUGCUCUAGUAUUCAGCUCUAUAUUGCUUUGAACAGCCAGUAAAUAACUCUUGGCCUGCUUUUGCUUUUGUUUAACCUGUUUCAUUACACUCCGAGUUCUCUCCUGGGAAGAAUGUUUCUUCAAAUAUGCUCAAGUGUUGUCUUUUAUGCCUUUGACUCUGGAAUCACCCAAAAUAUUUUAAAGAGGCCAUUUAAAUGUGAAUUCCUCCCACCUGUUCCUUGUCUCAGUCCCCCCCCAAAAAACACAGAAAACUAAGCAAAAGAAAACACCAUCUUUCUUCAACUGUCUGUUUAACGGAAUGAUGGUGUUGAAAACUGAAGAUUGAGAAAGGGGGUCAAGAGCAUUCAACUUUUUCCGCACCACAACUUAUUCCAGAAUCUGUUGAAAUUUUUUCCUUCUUGAGCCAAGCCAAGUGUAAAGGCUCCAGUCACCUUUCUUAUACUCUUAUCUCGUCGUCUUCCUCAUCCAUGAAGGAGAAUUCCUUUUCCGGCUGUUUAGCAGCGUCCUGCCUCGUAUGCUCUGGAACGCCCUGGUUCUGUCCCCUGGAGACUAAAGUACGUUGUUCCUCUCCCACAGAGGUGCCGCUCGAGAUGGAGCUGCUGUCCAUUGUCAGGCGGCUGGUAAUGCUGCGGGCAGAUCCAGGGCUGUAGGUUGCUGCUCUGUUGUCAUCCGACUGAACCAAGGAAUCCUGGGGGAGCUUGCUUUCCUGGCCAAGCCAGUGGCCUGUCAAUGCCUCCGCAGGGCCUGCCUCCCUCUGGGGGUCUUCUGCACCAUGAUAACCAGAAUCCUCUUGCUCCCAUGGGUCCUUAUCCAUGAUGCUCAAGACAUCCCCCAACAUGGAGGGCCCCAGGUCAAUAUGGAAAGACAUGAUGGACUCUGCGUGCUUCAUGCCGUAGCUGCCCUUGGGCACUACCAAGGGCAGGUCCGUUAUGUCACCAAAGGCCCGCUCUUCCAAGCCAGGACUGUGGGGCCCAGAGCUAAGAGCGGCUGCCGCACCGUUCAUGUGCUUUUCUUCAGGGGUCUUCUCCUCAGGGGCUUUCUUGACAGGGCUGGAGGAAAGGCUCUUGGGCAGUUGCUUCCCACCACUCCUGUCCGUCUCCUUCUCAGUAAGCUGAGGGAGGGAGACGGCAUUCUUCACAAAAAUGGCAGAGUCCCUCAGAGAGCCCAGCAUAUCCCGCCGGUCGCCCCGGGUGACGGACUGAGACCGCUUGCUGCUGCGGAACUUGCGUGACAGCAGGCCUGGUUUGGAUGAGGAACUUGUCUCCUCAGCGGCUUCCUGUUCCCCCUCCCCAGCCUUGCUGUUGAGGAAGGAGGUAUCCCCAAAAGCAUCACCAGCUCGUCCCACGUGCAUGGUGUGGCGGAAGUCGCCAAGGGGAGCGCUGAUCAUCUCUGCCGUCAGGUCGGCCCGAGAGCGGCGUUUGGAGUUGGCGGAAUUUGUCACCAGCUGCUUCAAAAUAGGCAUUUUGGCAACAAGCGUGAGAGCUCUUUUGCACAGGAGUCAGGGUGGUGGGGCCGGUGAGGUCCUGUUCAGUUGUGGGUGGAGCAGAUUGUACUCCUGCAGCCUCACAGGUAGGCCUCAAGCCUCUUGAUGGUCUUCAAACAGUCCAAGCCUAAAACACAGACAUAAGAAAGGAAGAGAGAGUUAGGUCUCCUCAAGACAACAGAGGUGCUGUUUGCUCUGUUCCUUUAAUGGGGGCAUGAGAGGGCACCAUCUGCGGUGGGGCUCUCCAUACAACCUGCGAAACGCUUCCUCAGGUAAUGCCUAAACCCCUCUCCAACCCUGUCCUGUUCCCUCCUCAAGUACUUUUACCUAGUUGGUGUGUUUGUAUAGAAACCUCUGACUUUGGGGUGGCUGGAAUGUAAUGUACUGCACAAAGGUAAGCAGUGUUAGGUGCCAAAUGGCUCCUUAAACCAAGGUUACAGUCGCCCAAAAUGGAAUGUCUGGUUGCCAUUUUGGGGCAAGAGGUUCUCAAGUCUUUAUUUUUCAAAUGAUGGACUGACUGUGAUUUGAUUCUCAGCUAAGUAUCUGGCUCAUUCAGAGGACAACCUGGAGAUAGAUUAAGAACUUUGAGAAUGUAAAAGAAGGAAAGUCAUUUGAUCCAGGGACAGCCCACAUAUAUAUUGGCCCAUUCUGACCUCUUUUUCUUAAUGGUGGCAUGGACCAUUCAUAACAUUAUGUAUAUUCUUCACAACUAUAAGCAGGGCACUGGGAAGACAAGCUACAACAAUUAACAUUGUACGCUGCUCCUGCUCAGGCUACACAGACAAAGCAUUUUGGUUCCUGAAAUUAAAUCUGAUUGUGCAGAUAAGACAUAAGUGAUAGAAUGACAGGGUGUGGUAUUAGUCAUGAUCCAAUGAUCCCCAGGCAUGCACCUCCAGAUGGUGAAGAUGUCAUGCGCCAGCCAUCCUGGCGCCCAGGCAUCUUCACUUGGUCGCAAGAGACUGAUAGCCAGGUGCAAAAUGCGCCUGGCUAAUUUCAAACGCUGAAGGUAAGAACCACCUCUGUUGCUCCACCCACCUUUGCCUGUAGCCCUGCCCACCCCUGGCACGUAGCCCUGGGACGUUACUCGCAAGGGAAUGUGGCCCUUGAAAAAUGCUCCCCAGCUCCACCUUCCCCUUCAACAUACACCAGGGGUUAAAUGUUCAAGUACAGUGCUACGUGCUGCCAUGCUCCCUGUCGCAUGGGAGGCACAGGGUAAUUGUUCCUACAAGACUAUUCUCUGCCCUGCGUGGUGGCUUUAUUCAAUGGAAUGGGGGACAACCAUGAGAUGAGCACUUCUAAUUUCACCAAAAAAAGCAGCUGCACUGAGGGCGGCUCCGCUAGAUGCAAACCAGAAAAGGGCAGUUGUGCUGGAAAGCUCUAGGGGAGGGAGUUACGUGAAAAUAGCUCAGUGGGGUAGGAAAGCAUGGUUCAAAACAGGGGCAUCAGAAGAUGACUCUCCCCUUCCCCCCACGCUUGCAGAAAUCUUCUCCCUUCACUUUUGAUUUACUGCUCCGAGGCAGUUUUGCAUGCUCAGUGGAGCAGCCAUCAUAGGCAGGGAAAGGAAUGAGGCAGUAAUGAAUGCCUGUCUGCUCCUAGAGAACAUAGCUGAGGCGCAUGUUUGCAAUAAACUAAGGAAUAUUUGAGACAGGCACCGCCAACCCCUGCUCUCUCAGAAGCAUAGCUUACACGAGGUGGAGUGCUGUUCUUCACCCAUCUUCGCCCGUUCCCACUCCAGAUAAAGCCCUGCUCAUUUGACUGCAGAGCCUCCUGACAGAUAUAUAUCUGAAACAGAGGUCAGUGACCCCUUAGAGCGUUCCUCACAUCAGGAGAUUUGGCAUUAGUACAGAUCAGGGGUCAGCAAACUUUUUCAGCAGGGGGCUGGUCCACUGUCCCUCAGACCUUGUGGGGGGCCGGACUAUAUUUUGGGGGAAAUGAACAAAUUCCUAUGCCCCACAAAUAACCCAGAGAUGCAUUUUAAAUAAAAGCACGUGUUUUACUCAUGUAAAAACACCAGGCAGGCCCCCAAAAUAACCCAGAGAUGCAUUUUAAAUAAAAGGACACAUUCUACUCAUGUAAAAACAUGCUGAUUCCCUAGACCGUCUACAGGCCGGAUUUAGGAGGCGAUUGAGCCUGAUCUGGCCUCUGGGCCUUAGUUUGCCUACCCAUGGUAUAGAUGCUAACUUCUUGGGGACCUUGAGCAAAGCAGAACUAUUGUUGCCCACAAUACACACUUCCUACAAAUACACACAUUCCUCCCCAUGUUUUGUUUCUGUCCUGCUCUGUGGUCAAACUGGUUUCUACAGGUUACCUUUAAGCAGUGCCCGGGGAGGAGGGGAGAGAGCUGAAAUGGUUGCCAGCAACACAACCAACACUGCCGCAAUCGAUGCCGAUCAGCUGGUUGCUCUGGGCACCUACUGGUCAGUGCCAAUGCCUAGUACCUAGUAAAAUGUUCUCCAUGCACCAUGCCUAGAGCAAUACAAGGGUUUGUUGUGGGGUGUUGUUGUUUUUAAAAAAAGGUUAUAUGAGUGUGCCAUAUGAAUGUAGAACUAUUCACUUUUUGUGUGUGGUCAUUAAAGGGAAGCAAAUCCACACUGGCUUCCUAUUGCCACAAAGAGUUACUUCACCAAUUGAACAAUGAUUUCUUGUUUGAUUAAUUUUUAAAAUUCAAUUUCUUUGAAACGUAUGCACUCCCGCAACUCAAAUAUUCUCUUCCUUCUUGGGGUGAGGGGGGAGGUGUGUGUGUGUUUGUAAGGUGGUAGAAAGUUCCCUUUGGCAAUGAAACAGACUAGAAGGGAAAUUCUAGCACUGAUUAUAUGGAUCCUUUGGCUUGUAGGGAAAGCAGCUAUAAUUAAGAAAGGCUUUUCUCCUUGCAGGUGUCCCCCACGCCAGUUCAAUGUAUUGACAGCAUGCUACUGAUACUGGAGAAGCGUUGGUACCCCACUAGCAAGAAAUCGCCCCACUUGUUCAACAAAAGUGAUCUACAUGCAGCUGCAGGUAUCAAUGAAAAGCCAGCAUAUUAAAACAGCCAUGUUUUCAAAAGGUGGUGGGGUGCACAUUCAGAUAGAAAUAGAAAGGGGAAAAAAGCCUGAUAAUGCUAAACUGGUUAGUAUCAAAGUUUUUAGACCCAAAAAUAAUCUGAAUACCGGUACUUUUUUUAAAAAAAAAAAGGUGUGUACGUACAUAGAGGAAAACAAAAGUAAAUCAGCAACCUGUGUGGAUUUGUCAACAAGAGAUCACACGGCCCAAAUCAGCCCGGCUUCCUCAUUUCACAAGCUAGCGCACAUUCUGAAGCUGAGAUACUAAGACCUGAUCUAGUUAUACAAGACAAAUUAUGAAAUAAGCUGGAUAAUCAUUAGCCAAGAAGCAGCUCCAUUAGGCAACUUGUCCAAUGACUGGCCCACGGCUAAUUUCCUUCCACUGUGCUACAAUGAUAGCAAUCCUAUACAUAUCCAGUCAGGAGGAAGUCCUAUUGAUUUCAACGGCAUUUACUCUCAGGUAAAUGGGUACAGCAUUGCACCACAAGCCAUGGUUCUCAGUCACUGUCAAAUUAAAACUCUUCCCUGGGUUAAAAGUUAAUUCUAUGGGGCCUCUGCACAUGGUCCAACCAUUUCUGACCUCUCUAAGAGUUAUCACAACAACAGUAAGGUAAACGUAAAUGUAAAGGGACCCCUGACCAUUAGGUCCAGUCGUGACCGACUCUGGGGUUGCGGUGCUCAUCUCGCUUUAUUAGCUGAGGGAGCCGGCGUACAGCUUCCGGGUCAUGUGGCCAGCAUGACAAAGCCGCUUCUGGCAAACCAGAGCAGCGCACAGAAACACAGUUUACCUUCCCGCCGGAGCGGUACCUAUUUAUCUACUUGCACUUUGACGUGCUUUUGAACUGCUAGGUUGGCAGGAGCAGGGACCGAGCAACAGGAGCUCACCCCGUCACGGGGAUUCGAACCACCGAUCUUCUGAUCGGCAAGUCCUAGACUCUGUAGUUUUAACCCACAGCGCCACCCGCAUCCCAGCACAACAACAGUAGAUAUCACAAAAGUCCCCACCCCCCGGUUUUUUAAAGCAUAAUUGUGCUGCUGCAGAUCCAAAGCAAGCUUCUGCAGUAUUUGACAGAGUUGUAUCAAUUAUUAACAUGCCUUCAUAGUUACCCUUAAGUCAUGAAGAUUAGAAGCAAAUACCCAGAAUGGCAGUGAGUGUACCCAACCUGGAACAAAAAAAGAAAAAGGGGGGCAAAAGGUGGUGUAGCAAGUCUCAUUCCGCUACAAACAGCUGCCCUACCAUGAGCUGAAUAGUUUGACAGUGCACAGGAGAACUAUAACAUAUUCCAGAAUACCAGAACAAAGAAAUACCCUUGUCAUUUUGAACUAACAGUUCACCAGAGGCUUUGAAGAAGACUAAAGUUAAGGGGGGAAGACAUCCAAAACGAACACAAGAGUACUGCCAAAAAAGGUAUAAGAUUUUAAGCUGUGACUCACAUAUUUCUGCAUUUUCUUUUCUUUUCUUUCUUUUUAAAGCGCAGUUCACAAGGCUGGCUAAGGCAUCCUCAAGUUUGUGUGUCUGUGUUUUUUUUAAGCUACAUGGGGGAAGGGGAGUGAAGACUCUUGGGAUUUUGAAGAGAAUAGAAAGCAGACACACAGAUGCUGAAGGAAUUGAAAACAGACAUCAGAGCAGGCUAUGAAAGGGGACUACAAAAGAGAGAAAGAGAGAGCGAAGCCAGCCAGAUCCGGAACAAGCCAACAGCGGACACACAAACUUUUAAAAGAACACAUGCUUGCAUCGUUGAUACAGGAGGACAAAGAGCUCGCCACUCACAAAAUGGUGGGGUACGCUCUGACUUUCUGCACUUAUCGUCCUUUUGCCAACUCCACUGAAACUGAAGCAGCGUAGGGAAGCUGCUUUAUAUUGAGUCAGAACUUCCCUUUGUCUUGCUCAGUCUCUUCUCCAUGGACCGGCAAAGCAGCACUCCUGGUUUCUUUCCCAGGUGGGCCUACCCUGAAGAUGCUGAGGAGACAGGGACUUGAGACCUCCUGCAUCCAAGGCAAAUGCUGUACCCCUGAGCUUGCAGCUAUGGUUCUGUGCAUCUUCAUGGUCAAAGCAAGCACACAACAUCAGCAGUGGGAGUAUUCACUCUCUCUCUCCCCGCCCCAUUUAAACAGAGGGCAAACCAUUGGCUGGGGGAAACCCAGCCGGAUAGGCAGGGUUUAAAUAAUAAAAUUAUUACAGUG
Podarcis lilfordi (Lilford's wall lizard) is the source of this 7956-nucleotide messenger RNA. Lineage: Eukaryota; Metazoa; Chordata; Lepidosauria; Squamata; Lacertidae. The record is from the annotation of a GenBank genome assembly.